CGGUGCGUAGCGAAAAUGUCUCAUCUUCGGGGUCCGUCGUCGAUCAAGGAUGGUCCGAAGGUGGCCCUGGGGUACACUAACGACCGUUUCCAAGAGGACCAAGAGGAUCGUUCGAACAAGUAUAAGAACGGUACGAAUCGUUACCAUUUUGGUAUGACGAGGCAGCGUGACGACGAGGUGAGCAAAAAUGGUCGUGACUAUAGGCAGCACGAGGACGCGGACUUGUUGUAUAAAAAGAGUAAGGACCACUUCGGCGUCUGGGACAUCAAGGACAUCGCCCAGGACGAGGACUUCAGAUCUAAGAAACAGGACCGAUUCGAGGACUCUCGAUUAACGAACGGCCGUUCGAGGACAGGCUCCGGGAAUGAUCGUUACUACGAGGACGAUCACGGGAGGAAGGGAUCUAUCGAUCAGGAAAUAGGUUUGCACAGAUUGAGGAAAGAGAGUUCGGAAAGACCAAAAUCUCCGUUGAAAUCGGACAGAUCCAAGAGCGUCAUUAAAGAAGAUACUCAAAAGAGCGAUGAAAGAGAUCAGUUACUGAAGGAAAUUGAAAGUCUGACUGUCGACGGAAGAUCCCCCGAUCGAAGGAUCAGGGCGAUGAUAGAGAGACUCAAAUCUCGCGAAGAGGACAAGUUGAAAGCCAGAAAGGAGUGUAAGUCGGUUAGUCCAGAAAUGGAAGAUUACAAAUUCAAGGAUCGAAUAGAAAGAGUCCAGAAAGAUGAUCGAGAGGAUGAAAGAAAAAUUGUGAAAUCUAAGUUAAGGGAAUCUGAGCAACAGGAGAUCGGUAGAAGUCGAUCGAUGGAUCGAAGAGCAGAGAAAUUCAUCGACGUAUUUUCAGAAAAGAAGAAUGAAGAGAGAAAUCACAGACGAUCAAGAAAAGAGGACGAUGUUCCUCGAAGGAAGGACAGCCCUAAGAGAAAGAAUUAUGUGUACGACGGGAACCCGGAGGACUUCGAUGUGCGGAUACAGCGAUACGAGAGAGCUCUUACAGAACCCAGACGAGAUCCGGAGCCCAGACGAGUUUCGGUGAAGGACUCGGACGUCGAUUUGGCUAGGAAGGACUCUUUAAAGGAGCAGGUGACGAGGAAGAGUUCCUUCAAAUCUGAGUCGAAGAGAAAUAGAGAUUCUAGCUUGAAUAGGAAACCGUCGUUGAAGGACCAAGAGAACGAUUAUAGAAAGAAGAGUCAGGAUGUCGAGAAGAAAUACUUUGGCAGAGACCCGGAACACGUUUCAAGGAAGAGUUCAUUCAAAGACCAAGGCCACGAUGCAGGAAGGAAGAACUCGUUCAAGGAGCCUAGCUCCGAUUAUGGGAGAAUUUCGUCGAAGAAUCGCGAGGAGGAUGAAGAGGACAAGAGGCGUUUGUUCAAAGGACAUACCGAUGGAGUCAGCAGAAUCACCUUCAAAGAACACGAAGCCGAUUCGAGCAGGAUACACUCGUACAAGGAUCAGGAGUCGGAGGUCAGUAGAGUCGCCUUUAAGGAUCAUUCCUACGACUUGGGACGGAAAAAUUCUUUCAAGGAGAAGACCGUGGAGUUCGCCGGAAUUUACGAGGAUGACAUAGAUCGAAGGCUCGCGCAUAAAGCUCAAGACGAAUCGAGCAAGGUGUCCUUCCGGAACUUAGAAGAGCCGAGGAGGAGACAUUCCCCCAAUGGAAGAUACGGCAGCGUUUCCUUCGAAGAUGACCCUCGGACGAGUCCCGAGGAUUACGACAUAGAGAGGAAGAACUCUUUCAAGGAUCGGGAUUCCCCGUCGAGGAGUGUACGUCGUGUUUCUCCUAGAAGCAGGGGUCACGAGGGUGUAGAUAAAAGAUCAAACAGACAUUCCAGGCCGUUGACACCGCCGAAACGAGGCGAACCGGAGGACCUCGAGGAAUUCGAUUCGAAGUCCUGGCACGAAAGCAAUCGCAUCUUUGCUGUCAAGUACCUUCAAGAGAACAGUAGAUAUCGCUCGAAUCCGGAGGGUCGCUCGGAGAUCGAGCGCGAUCCAUCGCCUGAAAUCCUGGAAAUCAAGGACAGGAGGCAUUCGAACGAGAUUGAGGAAACGAAACGCAAAGCAAAUCUGGAACCGUACAAUUUUGGAGCUGGAGAUCAUCGAGAUAACAAUAAAUACACGUCGACCAGCGAGAGAAAUGGAGCAACAAUCAUCAGGAUUCGAUCCAGCCCGGAAUCGACCGUUGAAAGGAGGAGACGUCGUCGUCCUGCGCAAGAUAUGGGAAGACGAAGGCGUUACGAGGAAGAAGAGGACAGCGACGAGGACGAGGAGGAUCAUCGACGACAGAGAGGUCCUAAAACUGGGGACGUAACCGGCGUUCCUACACCUUCAAGAAGAGUCUGGAAUUAUCGCGAAGGGGGUGUCUUGAUCACGGACGUUGAGGAGGGUCAGCCUUGUCUGGAAUGCGGGGAUACGUGUUCAGGAUUCUCGCCGCACACGUGGAGAAAGAACUGCACCAGUUGCAAGUGCCCCAGAGAAGCGCACGAUGUGUGCCACGAAGAAUGGGCGUCGGUCAGGUCCCGUUUGGGUCUUAAAGGCGAAGAGUCCCCGUCCCAGACCGUACAUCCGAGAUCGAUGGGCCUGGCAUGGACCCCUCCUGGUCUACCACCUCACAAGGUGGAGGAAUAUUUCUCUAUGCUGCCGGAAAUAUCCGUGCCCAGGCUGGACACGCCUGGCGAACGUUACCGGGAUCGACAAUUGGCGAUUCAGUUGCCUAAGCAGGACUUGGCCACAGCCUAUUGUCGUCACUUGAACCCGAAACAUGUCAGCAGCGCUGAAGACUUCAUGGCCGCGAGGAACGAGAUCGCGUUGGACAUCGGUACCGUGCAAGAAGUGGUCGAGAGAGACGUAAAGUGUGGUGCGUGCGACGAGCCACUCGAAUACGGCAGCCUCGCUGUAUCGGCGAGCAAAUUAGGUCUACUUUAUCAUCCCGCCUGUUUCCGGUGCACAAAGUGCGAGGAACUCCUCGUCGAUCUCGCUUACUGCGUGUACGACGUACACGAAGACCCUGAACAGAAUAGAAAGGUUCUCUACUGCGAGAGGCAUUAUGCUGAACAAUUGAAACCUAGGUGCGCCGCCUGCGACGAGUUGAUUUUCAGUGGCGAGUACACGAAGGCGAUGAACAAGGACUGGCACAGCGGCCACUUCUGUUGUUGGCAGUGCGACGAGUCUUUGACCGGGCAGCGUUACGUGCUCAGGGACGAGCAUCCUUACUGCAUCAAGUGUUACGAGAGCGUAUUUGCGAAUGGCUGCGAGGAGUGCAACAAAAUCAUUGGUAUCGACUCCAAGGAUCUUUCGUACAAGGAUAAGCACUGGCACGAGGCCUGCUUCCUCUGCAACAGGUGCAGGGUGUCCUUGGUGGACAAACAGUUUGGUAGCAAGGUGGACAAAAUCUACUGCGGUAACUGCUACGAUGCCCAAUUCGCCAGCCGUUGCGAUGGAUGCGGCGAGAUCUUCCGCGCUGGUACGAAGAAGAUGGAGUACAAGACUAGGCAGUGGCACGAGAAGUGUUUCUGCUGUUGCGUCUGCAAGAACCCGAUCGGAACGAAGAGCUUCAUUCCGCGGGAACAGGAGAUCUACUGCGCCGGAUGCUACGAGGACAAGUUCGCCACCCGAUGCGUCAAGUGUAACAAGAUCAUCACCAGCGGCGGCGUGACGUACAAGAACGAGCCGUGGCACAGAGACUGCUUCACCUGCAGCAACUGCAAUAAUUCCCUGGCCGGGCAACGAUUCACGUCGCGCGACGACAAGCCAUACUGCGCGGACUGCUUCGGAGAGCUGUUCGCUAAGAGAUGCACCGCAUGCUCCAAACCGAUCACCGGCAUCGGUGGCACUCGCUUCAUCUCUUUUGAGGACAGACAUUGGCAUAACGACUGCUUUAUCUGCGCUGGCUGCAAGACUUCGCUGGUCGGCCGUGGCUUCAUCACUGAUGGCGAGGACAUUAUCUGCCCCGAUUGCGCCAAGAUGAAGCUGAUGUAAAGAGAGACGACGAACGAAAGCAAAGAGAAAGAACGGGUGCGCGAGACGAAUGGAGAGAGGGAAGGAGGAGCAAGGAAGAAGGAUUAUCGAGAGUCAUAACACGGUGUCCAGUCUAUUAACAACAAAAAGAAUAAUAAUAAUAAUAACCUCGCUAGGGUUCACCCUUGAGAACAAUCCGGAGACUCUCGAGCAAUCGAAGCAAUAAAAAUUACCGUGUUUCUCCUCCCUAUCGAUUAUAUUUUCGAGAAUUAUACGUAUACGUGUCCAUAGUCGGGAAACGCGGUAAUUUUUCAUUUUAGCGAAAAACCGGACACCACCCCGCGAACAUUACCCUGUGUCGAGAAAAAUUGUUCUCGUUAACGAUUGCUGAUCGAGGUUUUCGCGCGAAAUAAAAAACGCGAUAAGACACGGGGAGACCUCCUAGCUUCGUAGUUAUUUAGAAAUAACUUUUAGUCCAAUUUCGAUUUCUCCAUCGCGCCGCUUUUAAGAACCGAAAGAAGAUCCGAAAUAAUUGAGCGCAACGGAGAAACGGACGAACGAACAGAUGCCUUGAGAAAAGUACGAGAAUCAAACCGCCUUAUCGCAUAGUUAACAUUGUCGAGUUGUUGAAUCGUAUUCUUAAAGAAACGAAACGAAGCUACGCGUAGCCGUGGUAUUAUUUAACAUUAUUUGUUUUCUUUCUUCUCGCUUUGUACAAUGAUAGAGGCAACGCGCGUCGAGCGUCAAUAGAAGCGCGCAACAAUAAAGAAGAAACGUUAAAGAGAUAAAAUGAUGAAUCCUAUAUAUUCUUACGAAACUAAAUUUGAUAUACGUAAGGUAAUAUUAUUUUUAUUUAACUUAUACUCACACGUACACGCGCGAAGCAGUUACACAUUUACAACACACAUGUACACGUCGAAGCAAAUGAGCGCGACAAUCACGAAAACUGCACCCUUCUCUCUCUCUCUCUCUCUCUCUCUCUCUCUAUCUCUGUAUUUCUCUCUAUAUCUAUCUCUAUCUAGUUCUCUGCGACAAUUGCAAAAGCGAGGCUUGUGCAAGAUUCGAAUAAUAACGAACGAAAAUAGGGUUCGGGUGUAAACUAGUUGAACCUUUCUGAAAUUUUAAGAAUUCUAAACUAUUGUUCGAUAAACGUAUAAUGAGAUUUUAUUCAAAUUUUAAAUGUAAAAUUGUUCAACAAUUGCAGACCAAGUUUUCAUCUUUUUUGUACCCUUCCUAAGAUAAACUCCAACUGUUCACGCGAGCCCGAAUAUAUUGAUACGUGUUUCGUGAACGCGCAAAUGGGAAAUAAAUUUCCAAACUAUCGAUCGAUCGAUUUUCUCGCUCGAUUGCUUUCCUUUUUUUUGUCAAGCAAUAAAAUCGAUGUGAAUUGGAGUCUUGCACGUUCACGGACCCGUUCCCUCGUAAGCAUUUUUGCAUCAUUCACAAAGUGGAAAAAACACAUUGAAAAAGAAAGAGAAAAAGAUUACACGCAUUCACACACACACGCAUAUGAGUGUGCGACACGCACACGCGGAAGAAACACUAAUUGUGGCCUUAUCCGCACGAAUACAUAGAGAUUGUAUGUUUAAAAGAAGGAAAGAGAUAUACAGUAAUGUUUUACGUGAAAUAUUGUUAGUUGUUGAUACGGUAUGCACUACUUGGUAAAUUUGUUACCGUCGAGGAGAGGAAGGAAUGAGCGUGAAAAGGGAACAGUUGAACAAACGGUAGGCACAUGUUUCAUUAAAGGGAAAAGAAUAAACAAUUGAACGACAAAAGGUAAUCGCGACCAAUAAAAAAGAAAAGAGGUACACGUGCUAUAAUAAUAUAUGUUCUUACCGAUCACUCACAUACUAAUCGCCUUAAUUAGUAAAAAAUAAAAGAGCAGAGAUUAUUCUAUAUCCAGCGUAUCGUAUACACUGUUAUACUGUAAAAUUGAUAAAUAAAUAAAUGUAAUUAUUUACAAAGAG
This is a messenger RNA of Ceratina calcarata, 5915 nucleotides long. RefSeq names its product four and a half LIM domains protein limpet (gene Lmpt). The record is from RefSeq and is a predicted model, not a curated record. Gene Ontology annotation, cellular component: Z disc; nucleus. The coding region runs from base 16 to 3969 and encodes 1317 amino acids. Lineage: Eukaryota; Metazoa; Arthropoda; Insecta; Hymenoptera; Apidae. Gene Ontology annotation, molecular function: zinc ion binding; transcription coregulator activity. The transcript is spliced from 10 exons.